AUGGCCGCCGCAGACCCCGCCACCGCGGCCUCCUCCUUCUCGCAGUUCUCCUUCCGCCGCGCCGUCUGCCCCUCCCCGCUCCGCGUCUGCUUCUCGCGGCCCCAUCCGCCCGGUCGGCUCCGCGUCUCCUCCACCACCGUCGUUGCUCUCCACAAGCGCAACCCCAAGCGGCUCAAGUACGCCGCCGAGCGCCAGUUCUCGAGAGGGGAUGCCGGGAUGCUGCGGGUGGAGGUGGAGCCCUCCGGCGAGGACUUCUGGAAGCUCGACCCCGUUAUCGACCUCAUCAAUCGCGGCGCCGUCGGGGUGAUCCCUACUGACACCGUCUACUCCAUCGUCUGUGACCUGAGUAACAAUGAAUCCAUUGAGCGCCUUCGCAGACUCAAAGGCAUUAGAGACUCAAAGCCUCUCAGCAUCCUGUGUCGCUCAUUACGUGAUAUCGAUACCUACACAACAGGAUUUCCUCGAGGCACCAACCAAGGGCAAGCUAACAUUUUCCGUGCUGUCAAGCGUGCAAUACCUGGCCCUUACACAAUUAUUUUACCUGCAAGCAAGGAAUUUCCUAAACAGUGCAUAAAGCAUGGUUCUUCCACAAGGUAUGCAAAAAGGAGGCAGGUUGGCGUCCGAAUUCCAGAUGAUCCCAUCUGCCAGGCAAUAUUGCAAAAUCUUGAUGAACCUUUGAUCUGCACAAGUGUCAAAUAUCUAUCGGAGGAUGAAUGGAUACUUGAUCCAGUAAUCAUCGCUGAUCUUUAUGAGCCACUGGGGCUUGAUUUUAUUGUUGAUGGUGGACCUAGAAUUGCUGAUCCUUCUACCGUGGUGGAUAUGAUGGAAACAAACCCUACUAUAAUUCGUCAGGGAAAGGGCCCAAAGCUGGAUUGGAUGGUAGCAAAAGAUGAAGAGGAGGAGGCACAAUCGAUGUUUGCUUUGAAAGCAGCUUGA
Molecule: messenger RNA, 936 nt
Organism: Miscanthus lutarioriparius
Lineage: Eukaryota; Viridiplantae; Streptophyta; Magnoliopsida; Poales; Poaceae
Source: the annotation of a GenBank genome assembly